GAAUGCGUGUGUGUGUGGAGGGCAAGUUCGUUUGCUGAUUUAAAGAGCUGGAAUUCAGAAACUGCAGUUGAAUGUAGUGGUAAGCUGUUUGAGGGAGUAUACAGUAUGGUGCUGGGAAAGAGAAUAUGUGUUGGAUGGAAUCGGUUGCUUUUACUUCUUCCCGCUGUUAUUUUAAUCCCCCACUUUCUAUCAGUCAAGGAGCUUCAUCAACAAAUGGAUUCUCGGGAUGUACCUAAGGAGAAGCCAAAGAAGCCCGAUCAUCUUAUUCAAGGACCUGCAGCUGGGGAGGGACUUCACAAUCGUUUGCAAUGCCAAGGAACAAGGGCUCUUAAUCGAACACAAAUUCUGAAGUUUCGUAACAACUCUCUCCCAACGGACCAUGUAGCUUUAGUCACUGUGUUCACUACUUACAACUCCACUGCUGACAGUGACAGUAGACGAAAUGACUUGGUUAGUGUUGGGAACGUGUCAUACAACAAGGUGGAGAGGUCGAUGGCUAUUUUGAAUGUUUUCUUAAAUUUUGUUCAGGUAACCAUGCCUGAAAGUCAUGUUAUCAUUCUUACUGAUCCUGCCGUUGAUCUCCCGCUGCAUAGAGAUAUCGUCACCAUUCAACCAAUACAAGGUGAAUAUUCGAGAGACAAGUUGAUGCUUCAAAGAAUCAGGUCUUACAUUAUGUUUCUGCAAACAAGACUUGAGAAGCUGAAACAAAAGCAGGAACAAGUGACUCAUUUCAUUUUCACGGAUUCUGACAUAGCAGUAAUAGGGGACCUUGGAGAAAUAUUUUCCGACUAUCCUAAUUUUGAUCUGGCUCUUACAUUUCGGAACAACAAAGAUCAACCUCUAAAUUCAGGAUUCAUUGCUGUAAGGGGUACUGCUGAUGGAAUUCAGAGGGGUGUGGCAUUCUUACAAGAAGUACUAGCAGUUUACAGUUCAAAAUUUAUGCAAGCUUCUCGAAUGCUUGGAGACCAAUUAGCUCUUGCAUGGGUUGUUAAAUCUAAACCUAACUUUAACAUAAAAAGGUUCUCCAGAGGAGAAGCUUUCCAAGACAUGAUUGGCGGUGCUUCAGUGCUUUUCCUACCAUGCUCUCUUUAUAACUGGACACCACCCGAAGGUGCAGGCCAAUUUCAUGGAAUGCCUUUGGAUGUGAAGGUAGUUCAUUUCAAAGGAUCAAGAAAGCGACUGAUGCUCGAGGCCUGGAACUUCCUGUCGUCUUCUUCAAACCUCCCUGAUAUGCUCUGCCUUAUCUUGAGAAGUGGAAGAACAAAAUAUGACUUCUGAUCUCGGUGUAGGCUUCUUUUGCCGUUGCAACCAUCAUCACCAUCGUCAGGUUGCAUGAUUUGAUUCUUCAUUUUGAGCUGACAUUGUUUCUACUUCCAGCCAAGACGCCAACAAUCUUUCAGAUGGAUGUGUGUGUGUUUUGCCACCCAAGACCGCCACGUCUUGCACCAAGUGUAAUCGUCUCUCUUUCUCAGUCUUCAGAUGGGUGUGUGUGUUUUGGAGCCAUGGGUCCGAAAAUAGUUUGAUCAGAUGCAACAGAUUACCUAUAAACAAGUUUUCACUUUUCAGGUGACUAGGAAUUCGUUAUUGCUAGUAUUUUUUUUUCUUGAAGAGGAAAAGAAAUGGUCCGUUAGCUACUA
Salvia hispanica is the source of this 1637-nucleotide messenger RNA. RefSeq lists its product as uncharacterized. NCBI's taxonomy places the organism in Eukaryota, Viridiplantae, Streptophyta, Magnoliopsida, Lamiales, Lamiaceae. The record is from RefSeq and is a predicted model, not a curated record.